This is a messenger RNA of Rattus norvegicus (Norway rat), 3855 nucleotides long. It is a transcript of the gene Pcdhb13, whose product is annotated as protocadherin beta 13. The record is from RefSeq and is marked validated. Lineage: Eukaryota; Metazoa; Chordata; Mammalia; Rodentia; Muridae. Bases 297 to 2687 code for a protein of 796 amino acids. The transcript has a single exon.
CUCAGUGUUGAUCUGAAGAUUUCUCAUGAAGUUAUUGAUUUGAACGCAUGGUGGCGGUGUAGGCUAAGAGAAUGAGUAAGAACCCUUGAGAAUCCUCAGGCACCAAUUCACCUAGAAGCUGACGCAAAAAUACAGGAACCAUUUACUGCUGCAGCUAGGGAUUCCGGGGAAGAGGAGUCACUGAGAAUCUGUAAGAUCAAAUCUACAAUUCCACAGCAAAGGUUUUCGGGAAGGCCAAAGUUACCUCAGUGCGUAAGAGCUGGAAGAGAUUUUUCCUCUGGGAUCAGCCAAUAGAGAUGUCACACACAGAAGUGUGGUGCAAGACAAGGCAAGUGAUGAUUUUGAUUACAUUCAUGCUUUUGUGGGAGGUGGGCUCAGAAUCAAUUCAGUAUGCCAUGCUGGAGGAGACAGGACGUGGCACAUUUGUGGCCAACCUGACUAAGGACUUGGGACUAAGGGUGGGAGAACUGGCUGCUCGGGAGGCUAGAGUGGUUUUCAAGGGGAACAGACAGUAUUUACAGCUUGACCCACAGACCCAGGAUUUGGUACUAAAUGAAAACCUGGACCGGGAAGAGCUGUGUGGCUCCACAGAACCUUGUGUGCUGUCUUUCCGGGUGUUACUAAAAAAUCCUUUGCAGUUUUAUCAAGCUGAACUGAGAGUUAUAGAUAUAAAUGACCAUGCCCCAGAGUUUCCUGCCAAAGAAAUGCUCCUUAAGAUAUCAGAAAUAACUCCACCUGGAAAGAUAUUCCCUUUGAAAAUGGCACAGGACUUGGAUGUGGGCAGCCACAGCAUUCAAAGCUACACUGUCAAUGAUAACCCUCACUUCCACGUGCUCACUCGAAACCGCAGCGAUGGCAGGAAGUUCCCUGAGCUAGUGUUGAACAAGGCGUUGGACCGUGAGGAGCAAGACCAGCUCAGACUAAAGCUCACUGCAGUGGAUGGUGGGUCUCCGCCCAGGUUUGGGACCACAGAGAUUCAAAUACUGGUCUUAGACAUAAAUGACAAUGCGCCAGAAUUUGCUCAGGAGCUCUAUGAGGUUCAAGUCCCUGAGAACAACCCUGUUGGCUCACUGCUUAUUACUGUCUCAGCAAGAGAUUUGGACACAGGAUCCUUCGGGGAAGUGUCCUAUGGACUGUCUCAAGAUGAUGGCCUUAAUGAGCCUUUUGAAAUAAACACUAAGACAGGAGAAGUUCGACUGAAAAGCAUGUUGGAUUUUGAAGCAUUUCCAUUUUACCAUGUGGAUGUCGAGGCCCUAGAUGGUGGUGGGCUAACAGGAAAAUGCUCUUUAGUCGUCCAAGUAUUGGACAUGAAUGACAAUGCUCCGGAAGUGAUCUUAUCCUCACUCAACAGCCCCAUCCCUGAAAAUUUGCCAGGUAUCAUAGUGGCAGUAUUCAGCGUUUCAGAUGCAGACUCAGGAAGUAACCAGCAGGUUAUGUGUUCCAUAGAUGACAAUCUUCCAUUUCUUCUAAGACCAUCUAUGGAGAAUUUCUAUACUCUGGAAACAGAUGGGGCACUAGACAGAGAGAGCAGAGCUGAGUACAACAUCACCAUCACAGUCACUGACAUGGGCACACCCAGGCUCACAACCCAGCACACCAUAACAGUGCAGGUGUCUGACAUCAACGACAAUGCCCCCACCUUCACCCAAACCUCCUACACCCUGUUCGUCCAUGAGAACAACAGCCCUGCCCUGCACAUAGGCACCAUUAGUGCCACAGACUCAGACUCAGGCACCAAUGCCCACAUCACCUACUCACUGCUGCCGCGUAACGACCCGCAUCUGGCCCUCUCCUCGCUGGUCUCCAUAAAUGCAGACAAUGGGCAACUGUUUGCUCUCAGGGCACUGGACUAUGAGUCCCUGAAGGCCUUCGAGUUCCAAGUGAACGCCACAGACCAAGGCUCUCCUGCACUCCACAGCCAAGCGCUGGUUCGCGUGGUGGUGCUCGACGACAAUGACAAUGCACCCUUUGUGCUCUACCCUCUGCAGAAUGCCUCUGUGCCCUGCACAGAGCUGCUGCCCAGGGUGGCUGAGCCUGGCUACCUGGUCACUAAGGUGGUCGCUGUAGAUCGCGACUCAGGCCAGAAUGCCUGGCUGUCAUUCCAGUUGCUCAAGGCCACCGAACCUGGACUAUUCAGUGUGUGGGCGCACAAUGGCGAGGUACGCACCACUAGGCUAUUGAGUGAGCGUGACGUGUCCAAGCACAGGCUGCUGCUGCUGGUCAAGGACAAUGGCAACCCUCCGCGCUCUGCCAGCACCACGCUGCAUGUGUUGCUGGUAGAUGGCUUCUCUCAGCCCUACCUACCUCUCCCCGAGGUAGCGCAGGACUCCACGAAGGAUGUUGAAGAUACGCUCACCCUGUACCUGGUUAUCGCCUUAGCAUCUGUGUCUUCGCUCUUCCUCUUUUCUGUGGUGCUGUUCGUGGUGGUGAGGCUGUGCAGGAGGGUCAGGGCGGCCUCUCUGAAUGGCUACUCUAUGCCUGAGGGACACUUUCCUGGCCAUCUGGUGGAUGUCAGCGGCUCUGGGACUCUUUCCCAGAGCUACCAGUAUGAGGUGUGUCUGAGGGGAGACACUGGGACUGGUGAGUUCAAAUUGCGUAAGGCAAUUAACCCACACUUUCCUUCUGUGGAACCUGAGAGGAACACAGAGCAAAGUCCUACUCUUCGGAAUAGCUUCCUAUUCAUCUAAAUACUUUAGUGUACUAGUAAAUUCUGCUUAAGCUUAGAAAUACCUUUUAACCUAUACCUGCAUGCUAUUGAUGUGUAUUAGCAGAAGCUUAUGUCCUUACUUUUUGGAAUAGUGCCUGGAAAUGGAAUCCAGUGUCUCAUGCAUGUUAAGCAAAAUAAACUACUGAGCUAAAUCAAUUCUCCUUUCUUUCCUUUUCUAUUUUGGUUUUCAGAGACAGGGAUCUCCUAUUUCUUUUUUCUUUUUCUUGUUUAUUUAUAUUCUGAAUGUUGCCCCCUUCCUGGUACACCCUCCAAGAGUUCUUCACCCCAUCCCCCCUCUCCUUUGCCUCUGAGAGGGUGAUCCCCCACCCAUCCACCCACUCACCUCCAGCUCACCUCCCCCUCACAUCUCCUUUCUCUGGGGCAUCAAGGGAGACAGGUUUUUCAAUGUAACCCUGGCUAUCCUGGAACUCAUUCUGUAGAUCCACUGCCUCUCUCUUGUGAGUGGUGGAAGUAAAAGGGUGUGCCAUUGUGUAGCCUGGGAUGGUCUGAAACUUAUUAAAUUGACCUGGCUGCCUUGGAACUCAGAGAGACCUACCUGCAUCUGUCACCUUAGUACUGUGACUAAAGGCUUUUCCAUCAUGCUUGGCCUGGCCUGUACCAUUGCUAUUAUUUUUGAGAUUGUACUUUUUAGAAAGACAGUUUCUGGAGAUUCCACUUGUUCUCUAUUAUGCUUCAUAGUUUGUUUUUUAAUUAGUAGCACUAACCUGUAUCUGACAAGUUAAGUAAAAUAUUUUAAUAGAAUAUGAAAUCAUGCAAUCUUUUAAGUAUAUUACAUGUAAAGCCUUUGAGAUUUCAUUUUAAACAAGUGAUUAAUUUUACUAUUGGUUUGGAGAAAAUUUUAAAUGUAAAUACUUGGUAUUACUGAACGUUUUAGUCUCGUGUUGGUUAUCAGGUGCAUCUCUAAAUGUAAGGAACUCUAAACACUAAGACACUUACCCUAUGUAUGCAUAACUAGGAAUGUCUCUGUGCAUUUUAAUAAUCAACACAUAUUACUUAAGUGUAGAUUUUACUGAACUGUCAAUUCAUUUUAAAUUAUAGUUUGUGAGCGUUGUGUAAGGAGAGUAUGGUCUUUUAGCAUCAAGAUAUUUGUAAAAGUUGAAUAAAUCUUUGCUUUUUGUUACCAGUCA